Molecule: messenger RNA, 3543 nt
Organism: Carassius auratus (goldfish)
Lineage: Eukaryota; Metazoa; Chordata; Actinopteri; Cypriniformes; Cyprinidae
Exons: 10
Coding region: 379-1434 (351 amino acids)
Biological process (GO): positive regulation of Golgi to plasma membrane protein transport
Cellular component (GO): trans-Golgi network; transport vesicle; plasma membrane
Molecular function (GO): connexin binding
Source: RefSeq, a predicted model, not a curated record
AUCUAGCUCUACUGCUGUACCACAAUUGGCUGCGAGCAGCGUCACUCAAUCGACAAAUCCUCUCAACUCCUGACUUCCUCCUCUGCUCUGUGCGUGCGUGGGCGGCGCUGCGUGGUACCGUCUCCACAAUCCUCUCUUCUCCCUCCCACGCACCCCUGACCGUGACUCUCGCGGAUCCUAGGGAGAGAAGAAGCCGUAAUCUGCUCCUGUUUUGAGGUUGCAGCGACCGAUAUCUGCGUGUUUUCCGCUCCAUGCCUCCGGACUGUUUCUCCAUGCCCGAGCCGCAGUUCAGAUGGGGGGAGACUUAAGCGCAGCAGCGGGUGUCUGGCACGUGAACGCGCGCGGCAGGUCUCUCUGGCGGGCCAUCCCGAACACGGGAUGCUGAACGGGAGCCGAGAGGGUUUGUUUGAACUGGGCAGGCAGCUCCAGCAGGAAGGAGACUCACAAGCUGCUCUGCACUGCUUUUUGAGCUGCCUGCUGGGACUCACACAUGUGCAGAGCUUCCACUCGCUUCCCAACUGCCUGCAUCAGAUCGCUGAACUCUACAUCGAUGACAAGAACUAUGGGAAAGCUCUACAGUUUAUUCAGGCGGAGAAGAUGUUCUACGAAGUGGCAUUGAUCGAGCUCACCUCUCUGCAGGCCAGCACAGGGUCUCAGGAAGAAGGAACAUUGGGAACAUCAGGAUGUCUGUCUCAAGAGGAGUUAUCAGAACAGGCUUCACAGGCCCAGGAUCUUGAGAGACUGGCUCAUCUCUGCAUCAUGAGCAAAAGACCCCACCUUGCAUUAGAAUACAGUGGCAAGGCCACUAAAAUCCACCAGAAGGCUUUUGGUAACGAUCACCCCAUCACAGCCCGGAGUCUGGAGCUGCUGGCCACUGUCUAUGCAGAGAUCGGCAAAACAGAAUAUACAAAUUCAUUGGGAGAGUGUGUGUCGACUCUUUCCAAAAGGUUCUCAGCCACCGAGUCAUUCAGCGACGCUCUGAGUAGCAUCUCUCAUAGCCAUAAAGACAGACACUCGGAGCUGCGACACAGAAAAGAGCCAUACAUACAACAGGAAACUCCUAACACAAAGGUCAUAAAUGAAAAACUGCCCACCUCUAUUCUGAAAAGGUCCAACGUGAGCAAUGUGGAGUCAGACUCAUCACGCAAGCGGAAAACCGAGAGGCGGGUUCGCUUCAGAGAGCCGGAGAUCACUGUUCAUGACAUUCCAUACUAUGACUGUUUAGGAGUCUAUGACACUCCCCAGAGCCGUUUGCACCUGGCCCUGCUCACUUGCCUGUUCCUGCUUCUGUCUGCGCUGGGUCUGGCACUGUACUGCACGGACCGCCGGAGACCCCAGCGUGCAUGCGAAGAGCUGCAGACGGCACUGGCUGUGUACCUACUUCAGUUCAAACAGAUUGUUUGGGCCUGCUGGAUCUGGCUGACCAUGCAAUGACCAUAACUGACCACAGGGGGCACCAACAGGCAGGAAAAAAACCCUUAAAAGGUCAGGAUGUCUUUUGAAGGACUUUGGAGGAAAUUAGAGCUAAAGAAUGGUCCUCUUGUUUUUUUUUUUUUUUUUAUUGCUUUAUUUUGACUGUUAUAACCAGACUGGCCACCAGUCAAAUUUUCUGAGGAUGUUCAACAUCCACCUCUUUGAUUUUGUGGUUGAUUAAAGGCCAUGUGCUUUUCACACCAUUAAGGUAUGGUGUGCAUUUCUGCCCUUUAUGGUGGCAUAGCUAAUGCCACAUCCUCAUUAUACUGAGCCGUGUAUAUUUAGAUCUCUGUAUGUAGCUGUUUUUUCCUGUAUAGCGGUUCUGGAUGAAAUGUUUUAAAGGAAUAAUUCACCAAAAAUGAACAUUUUCUGAACAUUUUCUCAUCCUCAGGUCAUCCAAUAUGUAGAUGAGUUUGUUUCUUUAUUGAAACCGAUUUGGAGAAAUUUAGCAUUCGAUAAAUGGCUCACCAGUGGAUCAUCUGUAGUAAAUGGGUGCCGUCAGAAAAAUGUCAUGAUUCAAAAGUAUUCCACACGUUUUGUGAAGCAAAAAGGCAUUUGUGAGAAAACAAAUCCAUCGUUAAGACGUUUUAAAACCCUUUUACUUGUGAAUUACUGUGAUGUUUUUAUCAGCUGUUUGGACUCUCGUUCUGACGGCACCCAUUCACUGCAGAGUAUUCAUUAGUGAGCAAGUGAUGUAAUGCUAGAAAUCUCCAAAUCUGUUCCGAUGAAGAAACAAACUCAUAUCACUCUGAGGUUGAGUACAUUUUGAGUACAUUUUUAUUUGUGGCUGAAUGUUUCCUUUAAAGCAUCUUUUGGUCCUUUUGCAAAGAAUACUUGUGCAGCAAUAUUAAUUAAAACCUUUAGCACUCAGAAUUAUACUAGACUGUUGAGAGAGAAAACAAAUGAAUGAAUUCCAUCCACAGGUAGAGCCCGACUGAUAUAUUAAUAGGUCAGUAUUAUCAGUUAAAUAAGGCAUGCAAGACAUUGAAUACUUUUACAAGCCUCUAAUAAGCUAUAUGAAAAAGAGCCACAUGUAACGGUGAGUACAUGCAUAAUAUCAUGUGCAUUGUCACAAAUAGUGACAUUUUAGUGCAGAGAAAGCGUAGACACAUCGCAUGUGCUUAUAGAAUGAGUAAACGCAUCCUGCUAGUGCUGUUCUUUGUGCUUUAUAUAAUAUUUACCUCAAAGUUUUUUGUCAAAAAUUUGGGGAUAUAAGUAGCAAUAUAAGGGCUCUCUGAUUUAAAGAGUGAAUUUAGGAAACUGCUGAAAUAAUUUUACUGUAUUACAAAAAUAAAGGCAGAAUUGAGUUGGAAAUAUGUUUAUCCUCAGACAUAUCCAAGAAUGCAUUCAUUUUCAUCCAGCUUCAAAACAUCUUAAUGUUUUGAUUUUGGUGCAACCCUGUCAUUUUAGUUGAAUAAAAAAUGAGAGCAAAGACAUGAUCCUCAUUUUUAUUGAGGAUUCUCCCGAAAUGUAAGUAAUUUCAUAAUAGAAUUUAAAUGUUAUAUUGUUAUAAGUAAGAUGUCAUGUGCUGCAAGCAACUCCCCAAAAACUUAAUUAUAAUUUAAUUUCAUAAAAUAUUAUUUUCUUCUCUUUACUGUGAACACUCAUUGACUCAUUAUUGAUUAUUAUCAGACCCGAAUUCAGUCAGGCUUUACAUACUGUAUUGUGCACACUGUAUUCUCUAUGAACCAAUGUAUCACAUUAUAUGACCCUUUUAAUGUCCAAAACUACUUCAUUUAUCCAAUGCUUUUAUUUUUAAUGCACUCGCUGUACAUAAUGUGGUUGAAUGUGUCUGUGGAAUGCAAGAAAAUGCUAUUUAUUGAACUAAUAAUCAAAUAGGUUUAGAAUACAAAUAUGCGUUUUAUGCAUUUAUCAAUUAUGUACAGUAAAUGACACUAAUCAUUGUUAAAGAAUAUAUUUCAAUGUAAAUGAGAAAAGAGAACUGGCACAAUGACGACACCUUUAGCAUUUAUCUUUACAAGAAACGAAGGGCAAAGCUGUUCUGUUAAGCACAAACGUUUCCAUCUGCCACGAAUUCUCUCAGAAAGAGAUUUAAGACUGAAGAAAGAU